Molecule: messenger RNA, 1287 nt
Organism: Capronia coronata CBS 617.96
Lineage: Eukaryota; Fungi; Ascomycota; Eurotiomycetes; Chaetothyriales; Herpotrichiellaceae
Exons: 1
Coding region: 1-1287 (428 amino acids)
Source: RefSeq, a predicted model, not a curated record
AUGCCUCCUACCGGGGCCAGACAGCCGCCUGCGUCUUCUGUCGCACCUCCUACUGGCACCAGCCAACCUUCUUCUUCGUCUGCUGUUCCUGUUCCCACUGCCUCCUCUUUCCUGCCUCCACAUGGCCAAAGACAGCCGCCAGCCACGGCACAGACUGGCUCUGCCUUGCCGAGUAACCCGCAGCCAAAUGGUUGGGUAGGCGAACUUCUACAGACCCCAACGCUACAACGCUUCGUGGAAUUCAACCUAUGCACGACCACUCUUGAUGGCGAAGCGAUCCAUAUGGUUGAACAAGUUCUAGCGGCGAUGACUGCCCGCGGAAGCAUACAAGAGGCAUUGUGGUACCUCGAACAUUUUGACUGGGAUGUUGGGACAGCUGUGGCGCAAUACCAUCAAGACGAAGCUGCACGCAUGCAAGUGAACAGCGCUCAACAUCGUGCCAUGAAUCAGAAUGCGAAUGCCGUCACAAGAUUGACCUACCAUCAUGGCAAUCUUACAUUCCGAGGCACAGAAACCGUUGGCCGCCGCAGUCAUGAUGUGGAAUUUCAAUUCCCCCGGAGCGAUGGAUUCAGCCCAAACAACCCCGACCACCUGCGCGCGCUCAACCAGUGGUUAGGAGACCUUGUGCGACGGUUUAACGGCCCACCAUACGCACCCCCGGCCGAAAGCGCAGAGUACACGGUCUUUGAAGAGAACUUUGUCCGCAGCAUCUUCGCCGACCGUGACUACGCGAACGGCGAGACUCCCGGAUUCCCUCAGAUCGUGGCAGAGUUCAACGCGAUCUUUCAGGGUCGGUAUCUACCAGGCGCGCACACUCCAUGUGGCUCUCGGCAGUCAGGCAGCAUCACCAACCUCGUCGACCGUAGGUGGCGGCUGGACAAGACCCCUGGUCGUCGAACCAACGACUCGAACCGGCGAGCAGCGGAGACUAUCAGACAAACUCGCUUGCAAGAGCAGCAGGCGUACGACAGACUACGUGCCUCCCGCGCCGCGCCGGCUCCUCCCCUUACUGUCGCCCCCGCCCUCGCCUCCGCCGACGACUUUCAGUUCGCGUCGGACCUGUUUGUGCAGCAACACUCUGAGCAGACUGCACCGGGAGGAACUGCCGAGGCCGAAGAUCGCCCCGACUUUUCGGAUUUUGACAUUACCGAUCUACAGCGGAUGGCGGAGCAGGCCUAUGGGCUGGCCAUGAGCAGCGAAGAGCCUGGUCCUGGUGAGGAGGAGGAGGAGGAGGAGGAGGAUCUGUCCGAUGGACAACCGAUCCGGAAGCGCCAGAGGAAGGAGUGA